AUGGGCGACAUCUCCAGAGUCCAUACCACAAUCACACUUUCAAGCUUGAAUCCAGAAGAAGCAAUACCAUCGAAAUUCAGGCAAACAAAAUCAACCUACAAGAUGGAUUCAUCAACUAUCGCAUUCAAGAAUAUGUCACUGUCUGACGCAAAAGUUCUUAAGUUAUCAUAUCUCUCCACCAUUCCAAAUGAGAUAUUCGACACGAUUAUGGCCGAAGCCGAGAUCCAAGAACCUCGAAAUGUUACUGUUAGAUGCAAGAGAUCCACAUGUCGUAUCUCACUUGGCCCACCGCAGAGGCUACACACACUCUGUCCCAUCAUGGAACAGGAGUGGAAAUCAGAGGCCUUCUACACACUCUGCGAAGUUUUGAAAAUUAUCAAAGUGUGCAGGAUUGCUAUUGGCGAUUGCACACAUGCCGAGGAUGCUCUGAAGAGUCAAUGGGGAUCCUUCUGCAGUAUGAAAAACAUAGAAAAUUGGAGUUCAAGCUUCAAAGAAAUCAUAAUGUACACAACGAAACGAAGCUUCGACGAGCAUUAUAGACCAAACUUUGCUCCAUGGGAAAGCAGCAGAAUAACUCUAAAUGCUCAAGAUAUGGCGGACGAAGAGGCCAAGCGUAAUGGCGAAGAAAGGACAAUGGUGGAAGGGAUUCCGGCCUGGUUUUUUGAAAAGACAGCUAAGGCAGACCUUGAUUUAGAAAUUAUGGUAGAGGCUGGAUCUCUUGAUCCUGAGAUUGGAGAGGAUGAAAAUGGUGGAGAUGGCAAUGUCGGCGACGAGAAUGAUGUAGGCCAUGACGAGGAUGAAGACGAGGAGCUUGAGCCAGACGAGGGCAUCGAAAAUGAAAACAGUGAUGACUACUUCACCGAUUAG
Molecule: messenger RNA, 867 nt
Organism: Botrytis sinoallii
Lineage: Eukaryota; Fungi; Ascomycota; Leotiomycetes; Helotiales; Sclerotiniaceae
Exons: 4
Coding region: 1-867 (288 amino acids)
Source: RefSeq, a predicted model, not a curated record